AAUCAACGAUACGUUAAAAUUCAAAACGUGGCUGUAUAGAGUUUUUAACUCUUGCGUAAAUUUGACUCUGAACUUAAAAAUAAAACCAGCCCAAAAAUAAAACCGUCAGGCAUCGAGCGCGAGUGGGCGCACUAUGCAGAGGCUCGCGUGUAAAUAAUCUUGGUCAUCCGCCCUGUGAGAAAUGAAACACAGACCGGGGAAUAAACAUAAUACUACACAUCAUGGCUACAUUACUGGAACGACUGGGCUUCUUACAAAAAGUGCCCACGCUCAUGAGAGCUACAGCAGAUGACGAAUCGCCAUGUCCAGGUUAUCUUUUUGAGGAGAUCAGUAAAAUUUCACAUGAGUCUGUGGGGUGCUGCCAGUGUCUUUUGGAGUACCUCUUGGAGAGACUGCAGGUGGAGUCCUGCCAUGUCAAACUCAAGGUCCUGAAGAUUCUCUUACAUUUAUAUAGCCACGGACCACCACACUUCCUCACAGAGCUUCGACGGAAUGCUACGUUUAUACAGGAAGUGAUUGUGUACAGUGGCCCUCUGGACCCCAUCCAUGGGAAUGCCCCCUUUCAGAAAGUCAGAAGCUCUGCUCAGGAGUUGGCCAGUCUUCUCUUUAACGAUACCAUGUCUCUGGAUUCUGGAGUCGCUCCGUGUAAGAAAGUGACAACAUCCAUGGGAAUGGGCUCUGAGUCCCUCAGGUCUGGCAUGCAGGGGUUUGGAUACAGCCCAGGAAAGACAGAGUCCAGUGGAACGACUCUAUUGGACAAGAUUCAGAGAGCUGCGGAAGUGGUCGCCAGCGCCGUCCUUCCUCCAGCAGAGCAUCCUGGAAUUCGUCUCCUUGAUAACCACUACCACGCCGUGGUGGCUCCUUCUGCUACAGUGGAGAUGGCCGUGCCAGCAUGUGCCUACAACAUCCCAUCCCACAGCCACAGAGCAUCUCACAGAUGUCCAGGGCAGGUUGGUGGAGGCUGGGAGGAAACGGACAGUAGCAGCUCCUCCCACAAUUCCUCCCAAGAGAAUGUGCCAGUCACCCAGACCUCAGUGGGCAGGAGCAGUAAGUCGGGUGGCUCGGGCAGCCACUCAGGGGCAAGUCGGGAGAGUGGUGACCUAGCAGAGCGUGUGGAAGCUAUGCAGCUGGGAGACUGUGCUCAGGAGAUGGCACUUAUCAGCAGUCUGACCAGCGGUUCUAAAGUCUUCCUGUCCAGAGAGGAGAGCCAACACUUCAUCAAAGAAUGUUCAACUCUCAAUUGUGAGGUGGUAGUUGAACUUUUGUCACGCAAACUCCAGGACCACUCCCAAACUGCCCAAAUGAGGGCGCUAUGUUCUCUGGCCUGCCUGAUGUCAUCAGACUUCCUCUCCCUAGACCAUAUUUUCAAUAUCACACACAAACGACUUGCACAGCUUAGUGAAGGAACAGCAGGCCCUGUCGCCAACAAGGCAACCAAGCUCUUAAGGCAGUUUGAAGCUUUGCUCGGCUGCGUCACACAUCCCAGGUGUGACACUGCUGGACGUUCAGUCUCCUCCAGCUCUUCACUUUCAGAGCAGCCCAACAAAACUUUCACCAACCCGCGCCUAUCAGGACAACUAGGAGAAACAGCAACUUCUGUUAUUUCUUCAGAGGAGCCGCCAUCUAGACAACGCCCACAAGCUAACAUCACCACAUCUGAGUCUCAUAUCGAAAGAGAACAGGAAGAGGAGAAAAACAGCUGCAAGAUACAAGAACCAUCCAGACUGUCGCUCUUCAGUGGGAUGGAGCUAGUGAACAGAAGCAAACCUGUGUGUUUGGUGGAGCCCGUUCCUGUCGAGACCGGCGUGGAGGCCACAACAGACACAGACUGUGCGAGUGAGAAAAGCUGUGAGAGAACUAUAGAGUCACCUGCUUCGAGUAUACCCGAGCAAGUCAAAGAGCAAAUGUCUGCCUUCACUUUCCUCAAUCUCUGAUGCCAACUUUCAUCAUCAAUCGUCAUUCAGACAGUUGUGCUGAUGUGGGGAAUACUUCACUGUUCAAUAAAUUCAGCCUGUGUGGUUUUUAUUUUAAAUGAAAGCAUAACCAGAAACAUUAUAUAGUUGCGUUUCAUGACCAUGUUUAUAUGCACAUGAAUACUUCCAAGUAAUGCAAGAAUUUGGUAUCAAUGGCGAUCCAGCAUUCUUAAAACUCUUGAAAAAUAGAUGUACAGCAUGAUUCUGACUUCAGUUUACUCUAUGCACCGUGUACCUGUGGAAAUGCUGCUAUUCAUUGGAUUCAUUGAGUCUGUGAUCAGUAAUGGUACAAUUCAUUGAGAUAUGAUUAGGAAACAACUCUACAAAUGAGUUGUUUUCAUCUUUUAACAGUUUAACAUGUAGAGACAAGUAAUCUGUUCAUAGAUUGAUUUUUCUGAAAAGUUUGAACAAAAUAUUGCUCAGUGAGCAGUUUAACCAGCCACCUGUUUGACUGAGCUGCUGUUUUAGGGGGAUAAAACGUAUCUUAUUGUCAUUAUUAUUGAAGUUUCUUUUAAUGAUAGUAAUGGUAUAGAAAUAACACACUUCACCUGUAACGUCAGUUUUCCAAAAUUGCCGAUAUUUGGAAUUUGCACUACAACCUUGCUUCUUCCUAAAAGCACUUACUUACCUGUACUUACCGGUUUCACAGACCAGGCAUGAGGCUAAAAGGAAUUUGUGACCUGUCUUAACUGAAUAUAGCUUGCACAGAAAUAUCUUAAAAUAUAUCAGUGCCAUUGUUUUGUCUCAAGAUCCACGAUAGUAACGUCAUUUUCAUAAAAGCAACACAAAUAUCUUAAUUCAACUAAGGCAUAGUCCUGGCUUAAGCGAAGCCGUGUCUGUGAAACCGUGCCAAAGUCUUCCAGUUUGUAUAGUCCAAGAACAAACAUUGACACUCACAAAGAACAGUGUUAUCUUGCCAAAACUUUAACUGUCUAAAUUAUGUACAAACAUGUGCAUAAUACUGCUGUCUUGUGUGUGAGGUAAAGUGUUAUAGUAUUUAAUGCUGAUGAAUGAGAAAAAGCUGAUUUCAGUGUCUUAAUGUUCUCGUAUGUGAUCAGACACUCAAAUAUACUUAUAUUUAAGAAAAA
Messenger RNA from Triplophysa dalaica, 3061 nucleotides. RefSeq names its product TEPSIN adaptor related protein complex 4 accessory protein (gene tepsin). The coding region runs from base 222 to 1934 and encodes 570 amino acids. The transcript has 13 exons. The record is from RefSeq and is a predicted model, not a curated record. Gene Ontology annotation, cellular component: trans-Golgi network membrane. Lineage: Eukaryota; Metazoa; Chordata; Actinopteri; Cypriniformes; Nemacheilidae.